UAGUUUGGUAAACUUAUUCCAAACUUUGUCCCACAUAAUCACAUGAAAAAACCCUGAUUUUCAGUGAUAGAAUUGGAAAAGAAAAGAAAAGAAAAUAAAGUUCCAUACAGAAUCAAAAUUCUCUUUGCCAAAUAAAAUUCCUAAAGCAAAUAUUUUUCUUUAUUAGUAUAUAAUAAAGAAAUACAAUAUAAAUGCAAAUAACACAGUAAAGUAAUAAUCUUUUCCCUCCGUUCUCUGGUGUUCUUUGUAUAUUCAGCAGCAGAAGCUUAAUCAAAAUCAAUGGCUUCCUCUUCUCAAGCUAGUCUCCUUCUUCAAAAGCAACUCAAAGAUCUUUGUAGACACCCAGUUGAUGGAUUCUCUGCUGGUUUGAUCGAUGAGAACGAUGUGUUUGAAUGGAGUGUUUCAAUCAUUGGACCACCUGAUACCUUAUAUGAAGGAGGGUUCUUCAAUGCCAUCAUGUCGUUUCCUAAGAAUUAUCCUAACAGUCCUCCAACUGUGAAGUUUACUUCAGAAGUGUGGCAUCCUAAUGUUUAUGCCGAUGGAAAAGUUUGCAUAUCCAUUCUCCACCCACCUGGUGAUGACCCAAAUGGUUAUGAGCUUGCAAUGGAGCGUUGGACCCCAGUUCAUACGGUGGAAAGUAUCGUUUUGAGUAUCAUAUCCAUGCUUUCAAGUCCUAAUGAUGAGUCUCCUGCCAAUGUGGAUGCUGCGAAACAAUGGAGAGACGAUAAGCCUGAGUUCAGGAAGAGAGUGAGCCGAUGCGUGCGAAAAUCACAAGAAAUGUUCUGAUCCGAUAUAUAAUUAUGCUCCGACAUAGCUUGCUGCUGAAUAUCAUCAAAUCAAGAGAGGGGAUGGGUGGAGACGAUCAAAACAUACAAUGAACAAUGUAACAUUCUGUUUUUUUUUUAAUAUUUUGGCUUAUAAAUCCAUUUGAACUUUCAUCCUAGCACAUCAUAGAUCUAUAAUCACUUGAAUUUGUUUA
This is a messenger RNA of Mercurialis annua (annual mercury), 979 nucleotides long. Its product is annotated as ubiquitin-conjugating enzyme E2 7. Gene Ontology annotation, molecular function: ubiquitin conjugating enzyme activity. Lineage: Eukaryota; Viridiplantae; Streptophyta; Magnoliopsida; Malpighiales; Euphorbiaceae. The transcript has 6 exons. The coding region runs from base 280 to 786 and encodes 168 amino acids. Gene Ontology annotation, biological process: ubiquitin-dependent protein catabolic process; protein polyubiquitination. The record is from RefSeq and is a predicted model, not a curated record.